Messenger RNA from Thermothielavioides terrestris NRRL 8126, 1853 nucleotides. RefSeq lists its product as uncharacterized. The record is from RefSeq and is a predicted model, not a curated record. Lineage: Eukaryota; Fungi; Ascomycota; Sordariomycetes; Sordariales; Chaetomiaceae. The transcript is spliced from 4 exons. Gene Ontology annotation, molecular function: protein binding. The coding region runs from base 408 to 1769 and encodes 453 amino acids.
CAGCGUGGUCGACAUGGCGGAUCUCGACGGCCAGGCCCAAUGCCGGUUUCUCCUUUUCCCCCUACAUAUUUUGCUUUUGUUCGCUGUCGGUUUGCUCCCCCAGGAAUGCGAGACACAGAGAGCUCUUGGAUCCGUUGCUCCACUCGAGAAGCGCGGGAUUAGUGGAGUGGAUGCUAAGUUAAAUCAGUUGCGACCAGCUAGGCAUUCACUGCCCCGCACCCUCCCAGGAAGCAAACGCAAGCGCGUGCCCCGCGCGCUCUGCGCCACACCGAUUCAGCUGAGCGCACCUUGAUUCUCAGUCUCACCCCGCCACCUGCCAUACCUUUUCUUUCCCGACAAGAACCGGCCGAAAUAUCUCCCCCACCACAUCUUACAGCACUCCCGAACCAGCGCUCCCGACCGCAGCCAUGGCAGGCCCCGCAUCCCCCGGCGGCGAAGGGCCGAACUUCGCGCCGCCGCCGCUGCCCCCGGGGUGGAUCGCGCAGUGGGACGCCUCGUCCAAGAAGUACUACUUCGUGCAGCUGUCGACCGGCGCGUCGCAGUGGGAGACGCCGACCGACGCCGCGCCCGUCGGCACGCCGCCCGCCAGCACGCCCGCCAGCCGCGUCGACCACCCGUACGGCGUUCCCGGAAGCAAUGGCAACGGCUCCGCUGCCCCCGCCGAGAUCAUUGUCCACCCCGACGGCAGCCAGACGGCGCGCUACCCGGACGGCAGGCUCGAGCCCGUCAAUCCGCGCGAGGACGGCACGACGUUGGACGGCACGACGUUGGACGGCACGACGUUGGACGGCACGAGGGGCAUUGGUGGUGGCGUUGGUGGUGGUGCGGGGGACGGGGAAAGAAGUCUUGGGUCAUUCCUCGGCAGCACGCUCAGCUCUCUCAGCGGGACACAGCAUGGCGGUGGAUCCCACGGCGGCGGUGUCGGCGGACUGGCCGGGCAGGUGGUCACUGGGCUGCUGUCCGGCGGCCACUCCGGCGGCCACGGCGGUAGCGGGGCUAGCGGUAUCGGAGGCAAGCUUGCAUCGCAGCUAGCGUCGAACCUGUUCUCAUCCGGGAACAAGCCGCCUCAGCCACAAAAUUACCACGGCGGCCAGUCCGCCGGGCAUCACGCCAGCGCCGGCGGCAUAGGAGGUAUCGUUGGAGGGGUCGCGAGCAUGUUCUCCAACAAGCCACACGGCUCGAACAAUGGGUUUGGCUACUCGAAUAGCGGGCAAACGGGAGGUUAUAGCGCCCCGGCGCCGCCGGUCUCGUACCAGCCGCCCUCGCAGCCAGGACAACCCACCAGCGUCCCGUCCUACCAAGGCGGCGCCCCGUUCCAUCCGACGACAUCCGGUCAACCACAACAUCAAACCCCGCACGCGCCGUACAGCCAGUCGACGCCAAACCAGCCCUACGCCCCUUCGUACAGCGCCCCGGGCGGCCACCAGCCACCACACAACCUCAGCUUCCCGCCUCCCCCAGCAGCCCAGUCGCAACCGUAUCCCGGCCAGCCCACAUAUAGCACCCCGCACGGCGGCGCCGCGCCGCAACACACCGCGCCGCAGCACACCUACGGCGCCCCUCCGCCCUCGGCGCCCCCGUACAGCCAGCCGCAGUACGUCCAGCCGCAGUACGCCGCCACCGGAGCAGCCGCGUCCUACUUGCAGGGACAUCCCGCCGCCGCCGCCGGCGGCCACUCGGCGUACCCCGCGCAGCCGCAAUACGCCGCCAGCGGCGCGCCGGCCCAUCACCAGGCGUACGGCGGCGGGGUCAUGGGGCAGUACCACUAAGAGGAUGAUGAUACUGCGGCUGCUCGUGGUGGUAUGAAUAGCGCGGCCUCAGUCGCAAGAUUUGCUGGCGGCGGAUGCGGGAGG